GUCUGCAGAUCUGAUUAGUUGCCUGGUACUUCAUCUGUGGCAAGCAGGACAAUGGCUGCCAGCAAGAGCAAGAACCAGAGUUCUUUGGCCCUCCAUAAAGUAAUUAUGGUUGGCAGUGGAGGUGUGGGCAAAUCUGCACUCACUCUUCAAUUUAUGUAUGAUGAGUUUGUGGAAGAUUAUGAACCUACCAAGGCUGACAGCUACAGGAAGAAAGUAGUUCUGGAUGGUGAAGAAGUGCAGAUAGACAUUCUGGACACAGCAGGACAAGAGGAUUAUGCAGCUAUCAGAGAUAACUAUUUCCGCAGUGGGGAAGGAUUUCUUCUAGUCUUCUCAAUAACAGAGCAUGAAUCCUUUACAGCAACAGCAGAGUUUCGGGAACAGAUCCUACGUGUGAAGGCUGAAGAAGAUAAAAUCCCUUUACUGGUAGUGGGAAACAAAUCUGACUUGGAAGAGCGCAGACAAGUGCCUGUAGAAGAGGCUAGAAGUAAAGCAGAGGAGUGGGGUGUGCAGUAUGUAGAAACCUCUGCCAAAACUAGAGCAAAUGUAGAUAAGGUAUUCUUUGAUUUAAUGAGAGAAAUCAGAGCAAAGAAAAUGUCAGAAAACAAAGACAAGAAUGGCAAGAAAAGCAGCAAGAACAAGAAAAGCUUUAAAGAAAGAUGUUGCUUACUGUGAGGCUUGAGAACUGUAAAUAUCUAUCUACAGGUGGCAUGGAUAAGAUACCACUAAGAACAUAGGGCUGGAUUCAUGAAAGGAAGUCUGUAUUGACUCCCUUAUUUUUUGCUUUGCAUAUCACACCUUCAAAAUGUGAAAACAGAACUUUGAAACCAUUUCAGGUGUCCAA
Molecule: messenger RNA, 841 nt
Organism: Chaetura pelagica (chimney swift)
Lineage: Eukaryota; Metazoa; Chordata; Aves; Apodiformes; Apodidae
Gene: RALB
Product: v-ral simian leukemia viral oncogene homolog B
Exons: 4
Coding region: 52-672 (206 amino acids)
Biological process (GO): Ras protein signal transduction
Cellular component (GO): plasma membrane
Molecular function (GO): GTPase activity; GTP binding; GDP binding
Source: RefSeq, a predicted model, not a curated record